Messenger RNA from Hydractinia symbiolongicarpus, 1047 nucleotides. Its product is annotated as proteasome subunit alpha type-1-like. Gene Ontology annotation, biological process: ubiquitin-dependent protein catabolic process. The transcript is spliced from 13 exons. Gene Ontology annotation, cellular component: proteasome core complex, alpha-subunit complex; proteasome core complex; nucleus. Lineage: Eukaryota; Metazoa; Cnidaria; Hydrozoa; Anthoathecata; Hydractiniidae. Bases 108 to 938 code for a protein of 276 amino acids. The record is from RefSeq and is a predicted model, not a curated record.
CACUUUAUUGCAUAUUGCAGCCACAAUAGAACAACGGUACCUCACACCCUUAUUGCUUAUUAUUCCAGGUGUAACUAUUAUAUUAAGCCACCUAAUAUACUUUAGAAAUGUAUCGAAAUCAGUAUGAUCAUGAUGUAUCAAUUUGGAGCCCACAGGGUCGAAUAUUUCAAAUUGAAUACGCAAUGGAAGCAGUUAAACAAGGUAGUGCAACUGUUGGACUAAAAUCAAAAGAUUAUGCUGUUUUGGUGGCGUUGAAGAGGUCUUCUUCAGAAUUAUCAUCUUAUCAAAAGAAAAUUAUAUCCGUCGAUGACCAUGUGGCAGUCAGCAUUGCAGGUCUGACAUCAGAUGGAAGAUUGCUAAGCAAUUUUAUGCGUGAUGAAUGUUUAAAUUCAAGAUAUGUCUUUGAAAGUGCAUUACCAGUUUCCAGACUUGUGUCAGCUACUGCAGAAAAAAUGCAAAAACCAACUAAAGUUUAUGGACGAAGACCAUUUGGUGUUGGAAUAUUAGUUGCUGGUUAUGAUAGUCAAGGAGCACAUAUAUAUCAACUCUGUCCUUCAGCAAAUUAUUUCAACUGUAAAGCCAUGUCGAUUGGAGCUCGGUCACAGAGUGCUAGAACAUGCUUAGAAAGAAAUUUUGAUAAAUUUGAAAACUCUUCUUAUGAAGAAAUUAUUGCGCAUGGAUUGCGAUCUCUUAGAGAAUGUUUACCUAAUGAGCAAGAACUGAAUGUUAAGAAUUGUACAAUUGCUGUAGUAGGAAAAGAUAAAAAGUUAACUCUGCUUGACAAUGAUGAUGUUGCUCCUUUCUUAGCUCUUAUUGACCAAUCAAAAGAUAGGAAGAAAGGAGGAGAGGGUGCUUCUGAAGAAGGAAUGGAACAAGAGACGCCAGAUACACAGCAGUCCACAACACCCAGUGGAGAAGAACAACAAAUGGAGACAUAGAUGGACUAUCGUCGCAAUCAUUUAUGUACGAUGAAUAGACGUAAAAGAAAAUCAAAUGAAGAUUUUUUCUGUAUUUACAUUUUCAUAGAAAAGAUACUUGUUUAACUUA